AUGCCAGGCCGCCAAGCCCACGGCCGCCCCCUCCUCCCGACCCCCUCCUCCUCCUCCGCCUCAGGCGGCCGCCACCCGCCCGGCAAAUCGCACGCGCGGACGCUCAAGAAAGAUGAGGGGGAUGGCGGGUUUGCUGGGUUCUCCUCUGACGAUGAAGGUGGAAAUGGGGACGGUGGAGGGAGUGAGAGUGAGGAGUGGCAUGUGGGUGUGGGUGGGGAGGAUGAGGACUCGGAGCUGGAUUCGGACGAGGCGUUUGGCGAGAGCGAUGAAGAACGGUUUGAGGGGUUUGCGUUUGGGGGGAGUAGCUCGAAGGGGAAAAAGAAAUCCAAACGGAGGAGGGGAGGGGAUGAGGGAGAUGAGGGACAAGAAGAACAAGAGGAGGAAGAGGACCUUGAGUCGCUCGGCUCGGACGCCAUUGAUCUGGCGACUGCGCUAGACCAGUUUUCUGAGGAGGAGGAGGACGGCGAGGGCCAGGAGGAAGAGUCGGGGUCCGAAGAGGAGGAGGAAGAGUCCACUGACGCGGACGACGAGAGCGAGGACGAUGAGGAUGGCGAGGCUGACGAGUCGAAGCUGGAUGCUCUGCAAAGCAUGAUCGCUGGGUUUGCUGGCGAAGAUGAGGAGGCUGAUAAGGAGCAAGAGGCAGGGCAAAACAAGACCAAGCUCAGUCUGAAGGACCUUGGCUUGGCGGGCGUCAAGGAUCCGCACAUCAAGCGGUCGCUCCGUCUCAUGAACAAGGAAGAGAAGGCGGUCAAGCCGGGCUCCUCCAAGAAGCUUGAUGUCCCCCUGCCCAAGCGCCAGCAGGAUCGUCUGCUCCGCAGUGCGGCCUACGAGAAAACCAACGAGACGCUCGACAGGUGGAUCGAGACGGUCAAGCACAACCGGCGGGCCGAUCAUCUGGUCUUCCCUCUCGCCCAAAAUGCCCACGACCGUGGCCUCGACAGCGGAGAGCUCAUGCCCAUCACCAAUAAGACCGCCGGAACCGAGUUGGAGCAAACCAUCCUGGCAAUCAUGGAGGAGAGCGGGCUAGGCCCCAGCGCCAAACCUGAAAAGAAGGAAGCUGCAGACGGCGCGGGCCAGUCCGGCUUGUCGCAAGCUGAAUUGAAAGAGAUCCAACGGCAGCGGCGGCGCGAGCGGGAAUUAUACUCGCGGGAGAUGGCCAGGGCGAAGCGCAUCAAGAAGAUCAAGAGCAAGACCUACCGCCGGAUCCAUCGCAAAGAACUUCUCCGCCAGGAGCAGGCUGAACGCGAGGAGGCGCUUGCGGCCGGCGAGCUGGAUUCUGAGGAUGAGCGCGAAGCCUUGGACCGGAGACGGGCGCUGGAGCGCGUCGGAACGCGCCACAAGGAGAGCAAGUGGGCCAAGCUCGGCAAGAAAGCCGGCCGCGCCGUCUGGGACGAGGAUUUCCGCGCUGGCCUCGCCGAGAUGGCGCGGAGAAAGGAAGAUCUGCGCCGUCGCGUCGAGGGCCGAGCUGGCGGGUCAGACGAUGAGGAUGAUGGCUCUGACGUCUCGGAGGCCUCAGAAGCUGGUGACGAUCGGCGUCGUCUGCUGGCGGAGCUGGAGCGCGCGGCUGCUUACGGAGACGGCGAAGAGCCUCCGUCGAAGCUCAUGCAGAUGAAGUUCAUGCAGCGCGCGGAGGAGCAGCGCAAGAAGGAAAACGAAGAAGCUAUCGCUGAGCUCCGUCGCCAGCUAGACUCGGACUACGAAGGAGCUUCCGAGCCGGAUGAGGUGGAAGUUGGCCGCCGGCAGUUUGGCAUGGGCAACUCUGCAACCACCACCAAGGCAAGCACGGCCGCCAGCAAGAAGGCCAAAGCUGCUGAGGAAUAUGGGGCGGACAACUCGGCUGGGGCCGGCAUCCGUUCAGGGGCAUCACAAUCUCAGCCCGAGACGCAGGCCGCACCGCAACCCUCGGCUUCUGGCAUCGCUGGCGCGUGGACUACGGCCGAGCCCGCAGCAUCAGCCCCGGGCACUGCUGGAGUCUGGUCCCAGGGCGAGUCGUCCAGCAGCAAGAGCAAGAAGGGGAGCAAACCGAGGACCGUGGAGGUAGACCUAUCCAACACCGCGACGCUGGAGAUCAAAGCAGCCAAGCCCAAGUCCAAGCCGGAAGGGAACGGAGUGGUUCCUGCGGAUGGGGCGAACGAGUCGGACGACGAGGCUGCGCUCCACCUCCCCAUGGCAAUCCGCGACCAGAAGCUGAUCGAGCGGGCGUUCGCCGGCGAGGACGUGCACGGCCAGUUCGAGAAGGAGAAGGCCGCGAUCGAGCAAGAGGACGACGAGAAGGAGGUGGAUAACACCCUCCCCGGCUGGGGCAGCUGGGUCGGCGAAGGUGUGAGCAACCGCGAGAAGAAGCGGCACCAGGGCCGGUUCGUCACCAAGGUCGAGGGCGUCAAGAAGAAGGACCGCAAGGACUUUAGGUUGAAGGACGUCAUCAUCAACGAGAAGCGCAUCAAAAAGCUGCCGCAUCCUUUCGAGUCGCAGCAGCAGUACGAGCGCUCGUUGCGGCUGCCGGUCGGCCCCGAGUGGAUGACCAAGGAGACGUUCCAGGAGGCGACGAAGCCUCGGGUGAUCGUCAAGCAGGGCCUUAUUGCGCCCAUGUCGAAGCCGAUGUACUAG
This is a messenger RNA of Thermothielavioides terrestris NRRL 8126, 2607 nucleotides long. RefSeq lists its product as uncharacterized. Lineage: Eukaryota; Fungi; Ascomycota; Sordariomycetes; Sordariales; Chaetomiaceae. Gene Ontology annotation, biological process: rRNA processing. The transcript is spliced from 3 exons. Bases 1 to 2607 code for a protein of 868 amino acids. Gene Ontology annotation, cellular component: nucleolus; small-subunit processome. The record is from RefSeq and is a predicted model, not a curated record.